AUGAAGUUCCUGGAGCAGGGCCAUUUAAUCUCAGACCUGCAGCACGGCUUCAGACAGAACCGCUCGUGCCUUUCCAGUUUAUUGCUCUCGACGGAGCAAUGGGCUCGCGCACUGGACGAGAAUGGUAGGGUCGAUGCCAUCUACACAGACUUUAAGAAAGCGUUCCACAGCGUCCCACACAAACGCCUAAUCUACAAACUUUCUGAAAUUGCGAUGAGAGGAAGGCUGCUGACAUGGAUAACAGAUUUUCUUACCGGGAGAUCGCAAACCGUGUGCAUUGAGGCCUCAAGGUCAACUCCUACCCCCGUUAUAAGUGGUGUACCCCAGGGCUUCGUCUUAGGGCCGUUGCUAUUCCUGGUUUACAUUAACGACUGCAUCGACGACCUGGGAUGCAGCGCCAUCAUGUUUGCUGACGAUGUUAAGUUGUGGAGACCCAUCAGAUCUGAUGCAGACAGGUACGCGCUUCAAGACAGUCUCAACCGUCUGAACAGCUGGUCAGCUCGCUGGAUCCUCAAUUUUAAUGUGGACAAAUGUGUGGUCCUGAGACUCCGCACCAGACGGGCCAGUAAGGAGGACGAUUCCUUUCAAUACGUCCUUGGUGGUCAGCCCCUUUCAAAUGUUGUGGAACAGAAAGACCUGGGCGUCCUAAUGGCCUCCUCGCUGAAACCAUCAUCAGAGUCAAUGGGCAGCUAA
Spirometra erinaceieuropaei is the source of this 693-nucleotide messenger RNA. Lineage: Eukaryota; Metazoa; Platyhelminthes; Cestoda; Diphyllobothriidea; Diphyllobothriidae. The record is from the annotation of a GenBank genome assembly.